Molecule: messenger RNA, 444 nt
Organism: Ceratosolen solmsi marchali
Lineage: Eukaryota; Metazoa; Arthropoda; Insecta; Hymenoptera; Agaonidae
Exons: 3
Coding region: 13-444 (143 amino acids)
Biological process (GO): sleep; positive regulation of voltage-gated potassium channel activity; regulation of synaptic transmission, cholinergic
Source: RefSeq, a predicted model, not a curated record
AAAGUCAACAAUAUGAAUAAAUUUGCACUACUCCUUCUUUGUAAUAUAUUGUUAUUAAAUAAAAUUGGUAUACAUGCUCUUCGAUGUUAUGACUGUAAUAGUGUUACAGAUAGUAGAUGUUUUGAUGACAAACCUCCAGAUGCUCUAAAGAAAGAUUGUUCAGAACUUCGUGAUGGCUCAAAAUAUACAAUGUGUAGAAAAAUAACUCAAGUUAUUGAGUUUAGCGUAAAUGGAUUACCAGCAAAUACUCGGGUAAUUAGAAGUUGUGGCUGGGAUGAAUCUAAUUAUAAAGGAAAAUGUUAUCAAAGAGGUGGUUUUGGAGGAAGACAAGAAGUUUGCUCUUGUACAAGUGAUUUUUGCAAUGGUGCUUCUAACAACAAAUUUUCGUUUUCAUUGCAUUACAUUUGGGUAUUAAAUAUUAUUUUAAUAUUUGUAACUUUAUAA